Triticum urartu is the source of this 2296-nucleotide messenger RNA. Its product is annotated as WAT1-related protein At3g30340. The record is from RefSeq and is a predicted model, not a curated record. Lineage: Eukaryota; Viridiplantae; Streptophyta; Magnoliopsida; Poales; Poaceae. Gene Ontology annotation, molecular function: transmembrane transporter activity. Gene Ontology annotation, cellular component: membrane.
AAGAAAAAGAUAACCCCUCCCCGUCCCCCGCUGCCCGUAGGCGCCGGCGGCGGUCGCCCUCCUCGCCCCUGCCGGCGCCCGGCCGUCGUUCGCUCCGACCUCCGACCGCCCCACGCGCCUGCUCCCUCUGCCCCUCCCCCCGGCCUGCCUCGCGUCCGCCCUCUGCCCCAACUCCCGCGCGGGGCCGAUCCCGCCGCCCGCAGGAGCGCUUCGGCGCUGCCCGCGCCGGUGGCCGCGCCGGGGAGGCCGCGUCCAGGAGCUGGUGUUGGGAGCAGUUCCGCGCCUGGAUUCCCGCGGCCUUAGCUACUGUCAGACAGAGAAAAAGCUCCAGAUUUUGCUCAGAUGUGCCGCCGCCGCCGCCAUUCCUCAGCCGGGCCGGCGCUCCCGCUGGAGGAGGAGGACCUCCGAAGCCUUCCGCCUUCCCCCGCGCAUCCCUCGUCUGCAAGCGCUGGCGCGGCAUUCCUUGGCCGCUACCGCAGGCACCACCGGAGGCGCCCGCUCCUCGGCUUCAUGACAAGGUGGGAGUAUGGCAUGAGGCACGAAUUCGUCCCUCUCCCGCACAAGAAGCCCGACCGCAUCCCCCCGGUGCGCUUCGCCGUGCCCAGGAGCUGCACCAUUCAUGGGCGCUGGCAAUUCCUCGGCUACCGCCACGGCCUUGCCGGCAUGCUCAAUGUGUGUGGGCGUGAGGUCGUCGUCUGGGAUCCCCUCACGGGCUGGCAGCACCGCGUGCCUUUUCCACCGGGGAUCCGCAACUCCGAGGGGGAGGGUUUGUGGAUAUGGCACACGCCGCGGUGCUGUGUGCUGAUGCUGAUGUCAAAUGUGGUUGUUCUGGCUACGUUUUUUGGCGACUUCGUGCUCCUACUUGAGUCAAUGCGGUUCAGAAGAAUUUCUGAAAGAAAUGGCUGGGAUAAUGCCAUCCAUUAUGCCUACAGAAUUUUCUAUACUGCAGGCAGGGGAGUUGGUUGGACGUGGUUGGAUCUGAAACUCUGAGCACGUGAGAUCCGCUAAUGUGCUAUGUUGGUUGACCAGGGACGCCAUGUGAGGAACAGGGGAUAUUGGGAAGGUCUUUAGAUCAGAGAACUUUCCUCGCACAGCCUAUCUUAGAAAUCAAUGGGGUGGAUUGAGCUGCUGAAGCCGGUGGCGGCCAUGAUCGCCUUCGACACGCUCUUUGCGGUGAUGACAGUGCUGGUGAAGAAAGCGCUCGAUGACGGCCUGAACCCUGUCGUUCUUAUCGCCCUUCGGCAGCUUGUCGGCGCAGCUUUCCUGGCGCCGAUUGCCUACUUCAAAGAAAGGAAUGCAAGACCAAGAUUCACAAAGGAGAUCUUUGCCUACUUGUUCAUGAGUGCUCUACUUGGGGCACUAUUCGCUCAGUAUCUGUUCUUCUUGGGCUUGAGCUACACCACUGCAACACUGGCUGCAACUGUCUCCAAUAUGACCCCAAUCUUCACCUUCCUGAUCGCCGUCCCUCUUCGGUCGGAAACAGUAGAUGUGAGGAGCAAGGCGGGUCUGGCGAAGAUCGCAGGAACACUAGCGUCUGUCAGUGGUGCGAUACUGCUGAGCCUGUACAAGGGUGCUGCCCUGACUCACACAGCAUCUUCGACCCAAGAACACGGUGAAAAUAGCACAACGGGCAACAGUGGCAGCAAGGGAAGAUGGUUGCUGGGCUCGGCGUUGCUGCUGCUGAACUGCAUCACGUUCUCAUUAUGGAUGCUGCUGCAAGGGAAGCUCACCAAGAAGUACCCUGCAGUCAUCUCCAGCACUGCAUUCAUGGCCUUGAUCAGCUCACUGCAAGCAGGGGCACUGGCAGUCACCACCCAAAGGCACCUCUCAGUUUGGCUGCUCCGAGGAAGUAUACAGAUUGCAACCGUUCUUUUCGCGGGAGUGGGAGUAUCGGGGAUAGGAUAUGUGCUGAUGACCUGGUGCAUCGAGAAGAGAGGGCCGGUGUUCACUGCAGGCUUCUUGCCUCUCAUUCAGAUCAUUGCUGGAGUCCUUGAUCUCCUCGUCCUUCAUGAACAGCUUUACGUGGGAAGUGUGGUAGGUGCUGCUCUUGUCAUUGGAGGCCUCUAUCUUCUGCUCUGGGGGAAGAGCAAGGAAGCAUUGUCAGCUGCCAUUUUAUCAGAGAAAGGACUGGAAGAAGAUAAGGAGACACAGGAAAAUUUGUGAAGUAUUGAAAGGGCAUUCCUAGUAGUUAGUGGGGAUGUCAAGAAUGACCAUAAAUGUUCCAUCUAUCUGCCCUGGCCCAUGCUCUAUGUACGUUGCUACAACUUUGAAUAAGUCAGUGUCAUAUUUGUGCUCA